GCACUAUGCCCGUAGGACAUGCUCGCCUAUCAGUGGUCGCCUACGCAGUACUUGGGCGGAGGCUCGAUAGCUUGCCCGCAAGGCUGAUGGGGUAUGAAUACAUCAAGUAUCGUUCGGGUAGAGGGUUGCAAGCAAAAUCAUAGCACACUACUAUGGCCACAGGGAAAAUGUCCACUGGGGCUGCCGUCCGCCUAGCGGCGAGAAAGCGUGACCUUGUUGGCGUUACUUCUGGCCUGGCUCCUUCGUUUCUCCAAGCCAACCUCAUUGUCCUACCAUCCCGCUAUGCUAUAGACUUUCGGCUUCUUUGUGCUCGAAACCCCGUUCCAUGUCCUUUGCUCGCCGAAUCCUCACAGAUUGGCUCAUAUCACAGUCUAAAAUCCUACAUUGAUGGAUUGACAGGCGAUGAGAUUGCCUCUGACCUCGACAUCCGACACGAUGCUCCUCGAUACAUGAUAUACCGCGACGGUCAACUAGCGACUUCACACGUCACCGAUAUCGCGACAGAAUGGACCGAGGACCACGUCGCUUUCUUGAUAGGAUGUUCAUACAGCUUCGAGACCGCCUUGACCAACAACAGCCUGCCACCUCGUCACACUAUCAUGGAACGGAAUGUUCCGAUGUAUCGCACAAACAUCCAGCUAUGUCCUGCUGGUGUAUUCACCGGAUCAACGUUUGUUGUAUCGAUGCGUCCCUACAAGCGGGCUGUUGUUGAAAGAGUGAGAGACAUCACUCGUCCGUUUGUGACCACGCAUGGAGAGCCUAUAGCUUGGGGUUGGGAUGCUAUGGAAAAGUUAGGCAUCGAAGACAUCAACAAGCCUGAUUGGGGCGACGCACCACUAGAGGUCAACGGACAAUCAUUAGAUUCAGCUAAUGAGGACGUCGUGCCUGUCUUCUGGGGCUGCGGUGUGACCCCUCAGGAAGCUGUGAUGCGAGCUGGACUGAAAGGUACUGUCCUAGGGCACGCUCCAGGACAUAUGAUUCUUCUCGAUAUCAAGGAUGGAGAUGUGUUUAGCGUGUAGCUUCUGAAACAUAAGUACGGAUGUACAUUAUCUUAGACCCACAUAUAGACGAUAGUUUAUUGUUAUUUCAAGUGAGGAUCCAUCGGCAAGACCCAGCGCAGAAGUCCUCGGCCACGAUUAAGCCAGGGCACUGCGUGUGAGCAAUGACACGGCACCAUCGGCAGAGUGGAGGAGCCCGAAAUUUGUCUAUCCGGUCAUAUUCCAUGAAGACGUGAAAACAAUCGUAUCAGCUGGGAGCACAGUGCUGUAUCAACUUAACUUGCGCGACCUUCC
Molecule: messenger RNA, 1292 nt
Organism: Aureobasidium subglaciale EXF-2481
Lineage: Eukaryota; Fungi; Ascomycota; Dothideomycetes; Dothideales; Saccotheciaceae
Exons: 1
Coding region: 153-1019 (288 amino acids)
Biological process (GO): glutamate metabolic process
Molecular function (GO): D-glutamate cyclase activity
Source: RefSeq, a predicted model, not a curated record